Trifolium pratense (red clover) is the source of this 1649-nucleotide messenger RNA. RefSeq names its product cytochrome P450 89A2-like. Gene Ontology annotation, molecular function: oxidoreductase activity, acting on paired donors, with incorporation or reduction of molecular oxygen, NAD(P)H as one donor, and incorporation of one atom of oxygen; heme binding; iron ion binding. Gene Ontology annotation, cellular component: membrane. NCBI's taxonomy places the organism in Eukaryota, Viridiplantae, Streptophyta, Magnoliopsida, Fabales, Fabaceae. The transcript has 2 exons. The record is from RefSeq and is a predicted model, not a curated record. Bases 129 to 1241 code for a protein of 370 amino acids.
AGUAUGUUUUCUCCGACCGCCCCAAAGCACUCCCCACCGUCAAAAUAACCACCAGCAACCAACAUAACAUCAGUUUUGCUUCAUACGGUCCUACAUGGCGUACCCUCCGUCGUAACCUCGCUUCAGAGAUGCUUCAUCCUUCCAAAAUCAAAUCUUUCUCUGAAAUUCGCAACUGGGUCUUGGAAACUCUCAUCAACCGUCUCAAACCCGCUUCGGAAUCUGAACAUUCUGUUACGGUUGUUUUUCACUUUCAUUAUGCAAUGUUCUGUUUACUACUGGUUUUCAUGUGUUUUGGUGAAAGAGUUAAAGAUGAGAUACUCAGUGACAUCUUGCGUGUACAACGGAAUCGUUUGUUGAGUAUUAGCAGAUUCAAUAUUUUGAAUUUCUGGCCUAGAGUUACCAGGAUUUUCUUGCGGAAACGAUGGGAGGAGUUUUUAAAAUUGCGUAAGGAUCAAGAAGAUGUUCUGCUUCCGUUGAUAAGAGCGAGGAAGCAAGUUCAGGAGAGUGGAUUGAACAAUGUUAAAAGUGUUGUUUCGUAUGUGGAUACUCUUUUGGAGUUGGAGUUGCCUGAGGAGAAACGUAAGCUGAGUGAAGACGAAAUGGUUACUCUUUGUUCCGAGUUUUUGAAUGCAGGGGCGGAUACUACUUCCACUGCUUUGCAGUGGAUUAUGGUGAAUUUGGUGAAGUACCCGGACGUGCAGAGGAGGAUUGUGGAGGAGAUUAGGGAUGUGAUGGGCGAGGAUAGUAAUGGAGAGAAGAAGGAAGUGAAAGAGGAGGACUUGCAUAAGUUUCCGUAUCUGAAAUGUGUGAUUUUGGAAGGGUUGAGGCGUCAUCCACCGGGGCAUUUUGUGUUGCCACACGCGGUGACCGAGGAUGUUGUUUUGAAUGGUUAUUUGGCGCCUAAAAAUGGGACAGUGAAUUUCAUGGUGGCUCAGAUGGGGUGGGAUCCUCAUGUUUGGGGGGAGGAUCCAAUGGAGUUUAAGCCAGAGAGGUUUUUGAAUGAUGAAACGUUUGAUAUUACGGGCACUAAAGAGAUAAAGAUGAUGCCGUUUGGAGCUGGGAGGAGAAUUUGUCCCGGAUAUAAUUUAGCUUUGCUUCAUUUGGAAUAUUUUGUGGCUAAUUUGGUUUGGAAUUUUGACUGGAAGGUUCCAGAUGGUGGGCAUGUGGAUUUGUCGGAAAAACAAGAAUUCACUAUGGUCAUGAAAAAUCCAUUGCAGGUUCAUAUUUGUCCUAGGAUCUAGAUUAUGUGGGUUGAGGCAUCAUCCACCGGGUCAUUUUGUAUUGCCACAUGCGGUGACUGAGAAUGUUGUUUUGAAUGGUUAUUUGGUGCCUAAAAAUGGGACAGUGAAUUUUAUGGUGGCUGAGAUGGGGUGGGAUCCUCAUGUUUGGAAGGAUCCAAUGGAGUGUAAGCCAGAAAGAUUUUUGAAGGAUAAAACAUUUGAUAUCACAGGGAAUAAAGAGAUAAUGAUGAUGCCGUUUGGAGCUGGGAGGAGAAUUUGUCCGGGAUAUAAUUUACCUUUGCUUCAUUUAGAAUAUUUUGUGGCUAAUUUGGUUUGGAAUUUUGAUUGGAAGGUUCCAGCGGGUGGACACGUCGAUUUGUCGGAAAAACAAGACUUAACCAUGAUCAUGAAAAAUCCAUUGCAGGUUCA